CCACCCCUAAACCCUAACCCUCUCUUUCCAACAAACAAACACUGUGGGGAUCAUCAACACCAAACAACAAUCUCCAAUGGCAAACCCUAAGGUCUUCUUCGACAUGACCGUCGGCGGAGCUCCGGCCGGCCGCAUCGUCAUGGAGCUUUACGCGGACACCACUCCUCGCACCGCCGAGAACUUCCGCGCUCUCUGCACCGGCGAAAAAGGCCGUGGAACCUCCGGCAAGCCGCUCCACUUCAAAGGCUCCAGUUUCCACCGUGUGAUCCCUAACUUCAUGUGCCAGGGAGGCGACUUCACCCGAGGCAACGGCACCGGCGGCGAGUCGAUCUACGGUGCUAAGUUCGCCGAUGAGAACUUCGUGAAGAAGCACACCGGUCCAGGUAUUCUGUCCAUGGCUAACGCCGGUCCGAACACGAACGGAUCUCAGUUUUUUAUCUGUACUGCGAAGACUGAGUGGCUUGAUGGAAAGCAUGUGGUGUUUGGAAAGGUUGUGGAAGGUAUGGAUGUUGUGAAGGCGAUUGAGAAGGUUGGAUCUGGAUCCGGAACCUGCUCGAAGCCGGUUGUGAUUGCGGAUUGCGGUCAGCUCUAGAUCUGGAUUGAUCCGAGUGGUUGACUUUUGACUUGAUUUGGUGAAUUUCUGUUUGGUGUGUGUGAGUUUUACUGGUUGUGAUCGGUUAUUGGUGUUUUUAGGGUUUGUGUUUGUGUAACGGUGAUUUCAUUGACUUUGUUGUUGAUGGAUGAAGUGUUGGUUAAAUGCUUGGGAUAAAUAAGAUCAUCUUUUCAGUAUUGGAUAUUGA
This is a messenger RNA of Helianthus annuus (common sunflower), 800 nucleotides long. Its product is annotated as peptidyl-prolyl cis-trans isomerase. Gene Ontology annotation, molecular function: peptidyl-prolyl cis-trans isomerase activity. Gene Ontology annotation, biological process: protein peptidyl-prolyl isomerization; protein folding. The coding region runs from base 77 to 592 and encodes 171 amino acids. The record is from RefSeq and is a predicted model, not a curated record. The transcript has a single exon. NCBI's taxonomy places the organism in Eukaryota, Viridiplantae, Streptophyta, Magnoliopsida, Asterales, Asteraceae.